CGUCUGGAUCUCCGCCGUGUCGCGCACUGGCAGUCUCCCUCCUCCGAUCGCCUUUCUCCGUCCGUCUUUGUUUUCCCCUUCUACCUUCGGUGUUACUGGUGGGAUUCUCUAUUCACCCACCUGAUAACCUUUCUCAUCCUUAGGUAGUCGGUCCUUUUUCUCUUUUCUUCUCUUUUCCUUCCUCCCUUUCUCUCCUCUUCAAUCCGCCAUCUGUCCUGGCUUUCUUCGCACGCAUAUCCUCUCUCCUCUCCCGAGAGAACACCAUGCCUCCCCAGAGGAAGCGGAAGUCGGAGAGCGCGCCUGUCGCCGAGGAGAGCAGUGCUCCGCCUGCUAAGAGAGUUGCACCAGACACUCCCAAUGCUGGCGAGAAGCGAAAGAGAGGUCGUCCCAGGUUGUACCCCGAGGGUCAAAACCCCAACCUGAAGCGCUCCGAUGGCCCCAAAAGAGGUCGCGGCCGGCCGCCCAAAGACCCCAAGUCUGUCUCUACUCCCUCCAAGCCCACGACACCCAAGGCGGGUGGGACCUCUACUCGGGGGAGGCCUCGGAAAUCGUCGCCUAAGCCGACCCCGACGCGGAGCGGGACCAGCAGAUCCACCCCCAAACAAUCCAAGACCGAGUCGCCAGAGGUCAAGACCGACGACUCGGGACCCUCGUACUGGUUGAUGAAGGCUGAGCCCGACUCUCGCAUGGAGAAAGGUGUCGAUGUCAAGUUUUCCAUUGAUGAUCUCCGCGCACGCACGAAACCAGAGGCCUGGGAUGGUGUCCGAAAUCCGGUUGCGCAGAAACACAUCCGAGGAAUGAAGAAGGGUGACCAGGCUUUCUUUUAUCAUUCCAACUGCCGGGUCCCCGGUAUCGCAGGCAUUAUGGAGAUUGUCCAGGAGCACUCUGUUGAUGAAUCUGCCUUCGAUCCCAAACACCCUUACUAUGACGCGAAGUCCAAGCGCGAGAGCCCUAAGUGGCACGCAGUCCACGUUGAAUUCCGGCGCAAAUUCAAGAACCUGGUGACACUGACUGAGCUGAAGAAACAUGCUAGCCCGGGAGGCCCGCUGGCGAAUCUCCAGCUGGUGAAGCAAUCCCGACUGAGCGUGUCUUCCUUGAGUCCCGCCGAAUGGGAGUUCAUCUUGGGGCUUGCCGAAGAGGAGGAAGAUGAAGACAAGGAAGCUGAAGCGACCAAGGCGACCGAAGCGACCGAAGCGACCGACGGGAAAGAAGCGGCGGAUGUGACCGAGUCGACCGAGUCUCCUAAGGACACUGGUGCUGAGAACGAUGAGGCGGAGCCGCAACCGAGCGAGUAAAUGGAGAGCAGUAUCGGUGGGUUUAAGAAUUGUGUUGGACGAUUAUCGAGUUGUGGGCAAAAUAAUCUCGGGGUAGCCAGGCUUUCUGUACAAUCAAUCAAUGGGCGUUUUUUGCAUUGCUAUGGUCGUUCGUCGAAUAUUCUAAG
Molecule: messenger RNA, 1441 nt
Organism: Aspergillus homomorphus CBS 101889
Lineage: Eukaryota; Fungi; Ascomycota; Eurotiomycetes; Eurotiales; Aspergillaceae
Product: DUF55-domain-containing protein
Exons: 6
Coding region: 264-1295 (343 amino acids)
Cellular component (GO): nucleus
Molecular function (GO): DNA binding
Source: RefSeq, a predicted model, not a curated record